Molecule: messenger RNA, 1803 nt
Organism: Amoebophrya sp. A25
Lineage: Eukaryota; Dinophyceae; Syndiniales; Amoebophryaceae
Source: the annotation of a GenBank genome assembly
AUACAGGAUGAUGCGCCCUGGUUUGGAAAACUCAAAGUUGGAUGACGGGAGAAACUGAGGGAUGGAGGUCUGCUUUAUGAGUAUUGAGUGAGGCAGCUUUUUUUUUUGCGCAAGUAAGAGACACAGACAAGAUGCAAAAAUUGAUAGCGUCGUUCACCUUUUGUUCCCUCGAUAGGAAGCAGCGACAGUAGCGGGAUACGAGCUAUGAGUUUGUGGGAGUUGCACUUGCAGCAUGCCUUGGUGAUCAAAGUUCAAAGUUUUCAGGAGCCGUUGACUCAAGCUGAGGUGGAGGCGACCACGAGUGAGUGGGUACGCACGAUCCGCGGAAGAUAUUGGGCGCGUCCGUAGUUCUGUGCUUAGUACCGCGCCAGUGAUUUACAGCGGUCGGGAAAUUCAGCUUGUGUCGCAGGGCAAAAGAUCAUACGGCAACGCGGGGAGUACAACCUUCCCCUAUUCCCCAAAUUCUAUAAGAGAAAAGACAACGCAUCAACAAGAAUAGCAGUGAAAACAUUUGAUCGCAGCUCCUCGUUUGCGCUAUCUCAACGCUAGUGUCCAAGGCUGCAGAUACCAUGUCCGUUGUCGGAAAAUUAGCUGAGGCCUUCAGCGUUUUUGCGGGAAGUGCAAGGGCAAACUUGGAUGGCGUAGACGUAGACGCCGUGAUAAGCUCAAGAGACGUAGUGAAGGAGGGGUGGCUCACGAAGCAGUCAAGGAAUGUCAAAGAGUGGAGAAAAAGAUACGUCGUGCUGACGAAAGAUUGUAUUCUUCUCGUUCGCUCGAAGACCUUGUUGUAAUACGUGAAAACUAGCUAGUAUUGCACCUACUUCUACUUCCAGAAAAGUUCACUUUGUGGCUUGAAAGUAUAAUAUUUUCAUUUUUAUGUAAAUCGACCAAUAGAGCGCAAAAGCAAUUGAGGCCAAACACGAAAAAAAACUUACUACAGGCCUAGCAACGUUUCGAGAAGGGCCACAGCCUGUGUACAAGUGUAUCGAGGCAACCGAGUUGGUAUUUUUUGGGCACAUGAUGACAGUUAGAAGUGCGGAGCAAGACUGCGGUAUGGAAAACUCAUUCUGUUUGCAGAGACAAAAAGACGGCAAAUUCUUCUUCUUUAUCGCAGAAACACCAACCGAGAAAGAAGGGUGGGUCGGAGCGAUAGGACGGCAAAUGGUAUAAGUAUAUUAGCCUUAAUUGUACUGGUGUCCCCAUACAACUCAUACGAUACUAGAAACGGCAAAUCUGACGAUUCAUUGAUAUGUUUAGGCGCAUCCUCACUUACAAACUCAUGCAUAACUUCAUUCAACUCAACUUCAAAAGUCUAAUCUUCAAUGGCAUUCGGAGAAUCACGGCCAGGUACGGCGGACCGUUUUGAUAGACGAGCAGGAGGAUUACGACAAUUGACUCGCUGUCAAACAUCGUUUCGUUGUUGCUCCAUGACGUUUUUGCUUGAAGAUGACCAUGACAUGAUACCUACAUACAUUUGUUAACAUACCUACAAUACUAUCACGGAAGCGUGGAGACAACUGCAUCGUCAACAUCACUGCGACAUUCAUGGAGCCAGCCAACCACCGAUCCAGUGCUGCCACAACAUACCGAGUACUAGCAAGGCCAAUCGCAAUACAUAUGAACGACGUGGUUGAACCACAGACACAAUGUAUGCGAUACGCCGACAUUGAUUCAUGAGCGGUUGUGCGAUCAACCGGACGCACCGCUGAUGCUGUUCGCGUGUUUAGAUGAAGAUGCUUGUUCAGCCCGUUUGCCUAUGGAGAUAAAUGAUCGAAUCAACGACAAGCAUGGUAUCGUCCCCAG